CUCGCCACGCAGCAUCGCCGAGCCCGGCUGCAUCGGCGCUUGCCAUCCCUGGGAUGGGCUCUCCCGGCCGCGCUGGGGACACGAGUGGGGACAGACAGCGCUGAGCCUCCCCACACGACGCCGGCACCGAGGGACGAGGAUAUCGCCCAGCCGGCCGCGGCGAAAGGAAGGGGCCCCUGGCGGGUCCCCCGCCACCGGGCACGGCGAAGCCAGCUCCUCUCUCUGCCGUUUUCCCCUUUUUCUCCCCACUGUUUGGUUUUUGGCAGCGGAGCCGCGGCGGCGGCUGGGGCGCGCGGUGCUGGGGAAAGGCUGCCAAGUGUCGGCAGCCCCCCGCGGCCCCCCGGCCCCCCAUGCCAAAGCUGGUGGCUGGCAGAAGGGCUGCCUGCGCCUGGCAGGGCUCCGUCAGCUGCGGGAGGAUCCCUGCGCCGCGCUCGCUGCCAAUUUCCCUGCGAGCUGGCACCGCAGGCGGCUCCGGAGGCACCGGCGGAGAAGGCUGGGGAGGAUGGAUUGUGAAAGGGAGAGAGGAAAAAAAAAAAAAAUAAUGGACACAUGCCAUCGCUGGAGCGGCGAGGCUGCCGCUGCCAAAACGCCAGCAGGCAGCGCGGGGCCAAAACCCGCCGGCAGCGGAGAGGAGGGUCUGGCAGCCUGUCCCGGUGCGGGACUCAUGGAGGACGGGCGGCGCGGCAGAGGCACGGCGCGGCCAAGGCAGGACAGGUAGCAGACGGUGGAGCCGGAGAGGAAAGAGGAGCGACGCUGGAGCCAGCAGCAGAUGCCAGUGUGCCAGGAGCGCCGUGGCUUCGCAGCUCUGCCGGCAGCCACACGAAGGCAAAGGGCUCCGGCCGGGCCCCCAAGCGCCAAACCUGGCCGGCACCGGUGGAAGGAGCCGGCACCAAAGGGAAACAGAGAUGGUGGCAAUGCCGAGCCCUCACGCUACCCCGACUCCUGCCUGCUGCUCUGCAUCCCUGAAGGACCCGGGCUGUGCCCGGCAGCACCCCUGUGCCUGGGAACGUCCUCUCUGCACCAACACCACCAGGACAAACCUCCCUCAGCAUCCUCAGCGCCCAGCACCCAUCGCCUGCAGGAGCCAGGGCAGGCGCUCAGCCCCAGGGACACCCCAGCAUCCACCUUUGAGGGCAUCAGCAUCUCCGUGGGAGGGAUGUGGAUCAAGGUCCCCAGCCCCGUGGGUGCUGCCUUCCUCAGGGGACGAGCCCACCCUGGAUCGAGCGGCCCCCAGCCUGGCCCCGGAUGCCACCGUGACACCCAGCCCUGUCGUGGGACGGUCCCGGGGCGGGGGCUCACGCCUGACCGUGCCGUGGGCUGCGGGAUGUGAUGGAUGUGGAUGUGCUGCCGGCCCGGUCCUUGCCGGGAUGUGCCGACGACUGCUGGGCACCGAACCCGCUGGGACGUGGCGACGGGGAUGGGAACCCCCCUGUGACCCCCCUGCAGCCGUGGGUUUACGGCACCCCCAGGAGCGUGUCCGGGCGAAGGAGGAGGUUUAUCCAUCUGGAGGUUCAGCCAUCCAAACACCGGGACACGUGGAGCUUUACCAAACACGCUCAGGCCCUGCCGGCUGCCUCGGGGGCGAGGGAUUCAGCCUGCGGAGGAGAAACGUGCCCCCAGCUGUGCUCCGGACCGUGCGAGCAUGGAGGCUGACGGUGACAUCACCCAGCGGGAGCCGCAUGGACCCACCGAGGGCUGUGCCAGGAGCUGCUCUGCUCCGCCGCCGCUCCAAACCCCAACACCGCUGCCCCGUGUCCCGGGGAUGCUCUGGGACGUGUGCCCCAGCCCUGCGCCACACUGGGAGCUCUGGGUGCACGGGGCUUGGCUCUGCAGUGGGGGGGGCCAUCCCACCCCUCCAUCCCUGGGCUGGGAAAUCUUGUAACCCCGAUGGUUUUGGACCAGGAGGGGAGAAGAAGGAGGAGGAUGCUGUGGGGUGCUGCGGGUGCCGUGGGUGCUGCAGGCAAGGGUGCCCGGGUGCGGGCAGGGUGGCGGGGGCUGCCGGUCACUGCCAGGUUACAUCUGCCGGGGCACGCAAGAGUGACUCCAGAUGCAUUAGAAGUGCCGUGCUCCAAUUUCAAUUUCAUCGUCUCACAAUCAUUUUCAGGCUCCUCUUAGUGCCACAUUAACGAAGCCUGCUCGUUUGAAUGCAUAAUUAGCCCAAGCAUUCUACCUCGCUAAUUUCGAAGCAAGAGCGGGGGGUG
Grus americana (Whooping crane) is the source of this 2201-nucleotide messenger RNA. RefSeq lists its product as uncharacterized. Bases 906 to 2126 code for a protein of 406 amino acids. The record is from RefSeq and is a predicted model, not a curated record. The transcript is spliced from 3 exons. NCBI's taxonomy places the organism in Eukaryota, Metazoa, Chordata, Aves, Gruiformes, Gruidae.